This is a messenger RNA of Carcharodon carcharias (great white shark), 440 nucleotides long. RefSeq names its product astrotactin-2-like. NCBI's taxonomy places the organism in Eukaryota, Metazoa, Chordata, Chondrichthyes, Lamniformes, Lamnidae. The record is from RefSeq and is a predicted model, not a curated record. The coding region runs from base 21 to 335 and encodes 104 amino acids. The transcript is spliced from 4 exons.
GCUGCGUGCCGGGUGACGCCAUGCCGCCGCCGCCGCCGCCGCCGCCACCGCCCCCCCCAGUGGGCGGGGCCACGUUCGUCGCUACGCCAAGCCGCUGUCCCAGCGGGCGGAGCCCGUGCCGGGUGACGCAAUGCCGCCGUCCCAGUGGGCGGGGUGUCGCUGACGGUUGGUCUCCGUCGGCGAGCGGGCGGGCAUUUUGGAGUGGUGUGAAUCUCGGCAGUGCAUCCUGUGCUGACUGUGAGACCUGUUGUGUGAAUGAGACCACCCAGCACCAGCAUGCUUUCAGUGAAGGUCAAGACAGAGAAAUCAGAUCUCGAGGCUUCAACAGCCCGUAAUCGUUUAGAUGCCGUUCUACAGUGUCUGGUUGAGAAGAGUGACAUUGAGAGAGACCGGACUGAGGAUGAAUCUGUGAAAGCGGUACUGCCUGACCAACAGAGCAA